Messenger RNA from Megalopta genalis, 3169 nucleotides. It is a transcript of the gene Uvrag, whose product is annotated as UV-resistance associated gene. The record is from RefSeq and is a predicted model, not a curated record. Gene Ontology annotation, biological process: SNARE complex assembly. NCBI's taxonomy places the organism in Eukaryota, Metazoa, Arthropoda, Insecta, Hymenoptera, Halictidae. Gene Ontology annotation, molecular function: SNARE binding. Gene Ontology annotation, cellular component: endosome; lytic vacuole.
AAACGAUGAGCGUAGACAGUGGUGGAUUUUCUCGUUAGAAACAGUGGGGCUUUAAAGUAACUUCAAAUUUAAACGCUUGGCAAUUCUGUAAAGGUUUGGUCAAAGAACUUAACGAAAUAUCGAAAUUCAUAUAGGUGUCAAUACGAUGAACUGUCAAAAUUUAGAAAAUGACAGUGUCUUAAAGGGAAUGUUGAUUUAGUUGAACAUAUUUGUCACCGACAAAUACAAUCGCUAAGAUUCAAAUUUGAUGAAAGAGAGAAAUUAUAUCCAGUAUUAUUUGUUAUUGUUUACAUAAAACUUGCAUCGAACUUGUAUAGAUAACCUUGAAGCACGUUAUAAUUUGAACAUCGUUCAAUCGUUUCUAUGUUAUUGUACGUUACCUUUUAAUGAUAUUACUUGCACAGUAUUAUGAAGGUAUACAAUGGAGGUUUCGGAAACAAGGAACCGUCUUAGAGACUUGGAUUUAACUUUACAACCUCGUAUUAUACCGCGAUAUAAAAUCUGGCUUCCUCUUGCUACACAGCAGUUGAGACUUAGAAAUCUUGUACAAAUAAUAGGAUGUAAUUUAAAAUCGAACAUGCACGAUGAAGCUUGUCCGUUUUAUUACACCCUACAUAGAACAAGUAUGUCAUCUCCUUUGUAUACAAGCGAAGUAAUUGAUAAUGUAAAUCCAAAAUGGUCAAGCCUUGAUGUACCAAAUAUAUAUGCCACCGAUUAUUCUACUGCCAGCGAGAUAAUUGUAAGGCUAUGGAAAAGAGUGAUUGUGGCUAACGCGCCAACUGAUAUAACUGUAUUUACAUGGGGCAUAUCUUUUACUGGUUUGGCAUACAUUGGCCCAAAAUUACCAAAUAAUUUAGAAACUGUUUUGAAGCCAUAUUCUCUAAUUUUUCAAUUCCACGGCGGUUACUUUACGCCAAUGUAUUGUUUUGUCGAUGCACCUGAAUUGAAAAGAUAUCUACAUAUAAAAGUCAACAAUUCUGAAAUAAGAGAUAGUUACACUGUGAGUAAACUUAGUAGUUUGAAAAAUAAAAUGCAGGCACUAAAGCAACAGACGGAAUCAGUGCAAAUACUAAGAAUGCGUAUUGCUUCGGGAGACAACUUUCAUACUCCAAAGUACUCACAAUCUUCAUUAAACAGAUUACUUCAACCCCGUAAAGUAAAUAGAGAAAAGAAAGUUGAAAUAUUAAAAAUACGCAAGGAAUUAGAAAUGGCCAGAUUUAGAACAAAGUUAUUAGAACAGGAGAGAACAAGGAAAAUGGGUGAAUUAAGAGUGUUGACUCAGUUACGUUCUAGUAUUAUCGAGGAAAAUCAAGACUAUGGUUCAGAUUUAAUGGAAAAAUAUAGAGUACUAAAUAAAGAUAUAGAAAAAUUACACGAGUGGCGACAAAAUCAGGUAGAUACAAGGGAAACGUAUGUUCAAUUGAGUAGCCAACUUGCUUACAGAAGAAGACAAAUAAUUUCAGAAUUAAAUUUAAUAUAUCCUAUUAUCCAGGAUGGAAAAGGGAAAUUUAGAAUACAGAAUGCACAUCUACCAGAUAGCGAAGAUUUAGAAUUAUCUGAUGAUACUGAAGUAGCUGUAGCAUUGGGAUUUGUUGCACACGCCACGCAAAUGAUUGCUAAUUUUCUUAACAUACCUACUAGAUAUCCCAUUAUCCAUUAUGGAUCACGUAGUAAAAUUGUAGAUCAUAUUACAGAUCACUUACCCGAUAAUGAAAGACAAUUUCCAUUAUUUGCUCGUAGUAAAGAUAAAUUACAAUUCCGUUAUGCAGUUUAUUUAUUGAACAAAAAUAUAGCUCAGUUGAGGUGGUACUGUGGCCUUCCAACAACAGACUUGCGAGCAACACUUCCAAACUUAAUUACUUUAAUAAACAUUAGACCAAAUCAAUCUCAUUUAGAUAAUUCAAAACGAACAUAUUCUACAUCAUCUCUGGAUAUCGAUAUUGGGAAUGGAAAACAAAACAUACCACUAACGCCGCCUAUUCAAAAAAUAAUAUUUGAAAAAUGCCAUCGAUCCUCGAGAUCUAUGAGUCAAUUGAAGAGUAUAAAAUCUUCUCUUGGAUCUUCUUUGGAUCAAGGUCUAGAUAAGCCUGUACAGUCCCUCGUUUUAAGCAGCCAAUCAAAACGGAUUUGUAAGUCAGAAGAAAGUGCCAUAGACAAUAAAACGUUGGUACUACCAAAAUAUAGAUCAAGUAAUAGUAGCAAUGAAACUUUAAAUAAUACUAUUUUAAGUAAUAUAAGUGGUACAAAUGUCGAAGAUAACAGUCAAGAAAAUAAUGCGAUUGCACUAGAAAGUAAUAUAGAAAUUAUGAUACCUACAUCUGUUUCCAAAUCAGUUAAUGCUGCAGAUAGUUUGGAGGGUUCGAUGAGCGUAAGAGACAGAAGUUCGAACUCCAUAAGUAGUUGUGAAAUAGCACUUAAUAGUAGCCAAAAUGGAGACGAUAGUUCAAAUGAUAAUAAUAUAAUCAAGAAGAACGAAACUGAAGAAUUUAAUGAAGUAUUGAAGAAUUUUAAUGAUGUUGUAGAUAAUGCUCUAAAAAAUAGAAAACAGAGUAUAGAUUAUAAUCUAGAAAAAGCUUCACAAUUUGAUGAUCCUGGUGUGGCAGCUAGUGAAGCAAGUUACGAUAUUCAUGAAAGUUCUGCAGUUGGCGUUAAAUCUUCACCACAUAACAAAGAACAUUUUGCUAAGUCGUGUUUAUCUCUAAACGAUAUAAUGUCAUGUACUUUUGAAGACGAUGAGCAGAAACAAAGAACGAGUUCCAUUUGCAGUUAUCCAGAAGGAUACCUUAAAUCGAAAGAUUCUAUAUUGCAAAAACAAUACAAUUCGGACUCGAAGAAUGAUAGAGUAGACCCACCACAUUCUAUACAUUGGUGUCAUAAUGAUGCAAAUAAGGAAUUAACAUUGGAAACAGAAUUAAUACAAACAGCGCAGAAAUGUGACUUUCAAGCAUCAAGCGAAUAUAUAGACAUUAUUAAACGUAGUUCAGAAAAUGUAUAUGCACGUACUGAAGCUUUAGCUAACAAGAAAACCAGUUUUAAAGUUAUGAAACCUCGACUGUAAUAUUUAUAUUCUAGAAUAUACUGCGACGCUGUUGUUGCUGUAGUGGUUGAUGUUUAACUGCACCAGAUCCCAAAACAUUCAAUAAUACAUGGCUCACAUAGAAAAUUAAAA